Molecule: messenger RNA, 1893 nt
Organism: Carlito syrichta (Philippine tarsier)
Lineage: Eukaryota; Metazoa; Chordata; Mammalia; Primates; Tarsiidae
Gene: DMRT3
Product: doublesex and mab-3 related transcription factor 3
Exons: 1
Coding region: 217-1164 (315 amino acids)
Molecular function (GO): protein binding
Source: RefSeq, a predicted model, not a curated record
CUAAACCUUUAUUUACAGGUUAAAAACAAACUUUUACCAAUGACAUAGUUUGGAUUUUUUAAAAGGCUUGCAGUAUGGAAUGCCCCACGGGGAUGCAUUUCCUCUUCCAAAAAGCCUGUGUACUGCGCUCUUCUGAGCACAUCUGUUCUUCUUUAUGCACACCAGGAAAGGAUUAACUCAGCUGUUCUCUGUUUUCCAGAUUUGACUGAAGAACGAAUGGGGGACGGCAGCUCAGCCGAUAAUACUGAGGUCUUCAGCGACAAAGAUACUGACCAGAGAAGCUCCCCAGACGUGGUGAAGAGUAAGAGCUGCUUCACCCCUGAGAGCCCCGAGAUAGUGUCUGUGGAUGAAGGAGGGUAUGCUGUCCAGAAAAAUGGAGGCAACCCCGAGAGCCGCCCUGACAGCCCCAAGUACCAUGGGGAGCAGAAUCACCUCUUGAUUGAGGGCCCAUCGGGGACUGUUUCUCUGCCCUUCAGCUUGAAAGCCAACAGACCACCACUCGAAGUGUUAAAAAAGAUAUUCCCCAACCAGAAGCCAACGGUGCUUGAGCUCAUCCUCAAGGGCUGUGGCGGGGACCUAGUGAGUGCUGUGGAAGUCCUUCUGUCCAGCCGGUCUUCCGUCACGGGAGCAGAGCGAACUUCUGCAGAACCCGAGAGCCUCGUGCUGCCCUCCAACGGGCACAUCUUUGAACACACCUUGAGCUCCUACCCCAUCUCCUCUUCCAAAUGGUCUGUGGGGUCGGCCUUUCGAGUCCCAGACACGUUGAGAUUUUCUGCUGACUCUAGUAACGUUGUCCCCAAUCCCUUGGCGGUGCCUCUGCAGCACCCUUUCCCCCAGCCGCCCCGGUACCCGCUGAUGCUGAGGAAUACUUUGGCGAGGAACCAGUCAAGCCCCUUUUUGCCCAAUGAUGUCACCCUGUGGAACACCAUGACGCUGCAGCAGCAGUAUCAGCUGAGGUCCCAGUAUGUCAGUCCUUUCCCCAGUAACUCUACCAGCGUCUUCAGAAGCUCGCCUGUCCUCCCCGCCCGCGCCACGGAAGACCCUCGGAUCUCCAUCCCCGACGAUGGAUGUCCAAUUGUGUCAAAGCAGUCCAUUUACACCGAAGAUGACUAUGAUGAGAGGUCUGACUCCUCAGACUCCAGAAUACUCAACACAUCAUCUUAAAGUGGUACUAGAUGGGGGGUGGCCAGGUGACAUUUUCUGUGCAUUUGGACCCUGGGACGCCUGAGGAGAGGCCUCAUCUCGUGUAUAUCCUUUCCUUCUGUUAGACAAAGUGACUGUGCUUGAUUCUAUACAUUAGCAAUAAAAACAUAACUUAUUUAACUUCUUGCACUUCACCGGAAAAUGCCAAAUAGCUCUGCUCUGUGGCUUUAGUGCUGAAUGUUUAUUAUAAAAGAGAGUCUUAUGCUAAGAGUAGUCUUGGGAAGGCUAGGUUCGUGGAAGAUUCAUUUGGGGAUGUAAAGCUGAAGGUCAGCCUUGCACCUAAACUCAACCUGGAAUGUUACAUAAAUUAAUAUACUUGAAUGCAAUUUUGUGAAAGAGGAUUCCUCAGGAUAUGUGAAACCUAAAGUAAGUGGUUCAGUUGCAAAUGGACUAUAAUAACAGGGACGUUAUAUUCUUAUGCUAAAAAUCCUUCUUGCAUUUUAAAGAGAUGCACUUAAGAAUAGGGUGAACUGCUCAUAUGCUUAUUUAAGCUUGGACAGUUUUCAGAGACAAACUCCAUUAAGAAUUAUCUUUUCACAUGGCUGAAUCGAAACAUGUGUAAUGUCGAUGUAAAACCAAUCACAGCUGUGAACUGCAUGAAAUGUAUUGUGAAAUGAACACAAGAUUAAGCUUUGUCAGGUUAAUGUAGCAUGCUAAGGACUCUAGAAAAAAAAUAAACUAAGGAGAUGA